GAAUCUUAGCGAAAAGCUGUUCCACUCCAUUUCUCAAGGAGAAAGUCUCCCAGCACUGCUCCCUUAGCCCGAUCUUGCCAAGAAAAGGGAUUUGCUGCACAUUCCAAGGACACUGCACUUUCCUGGGCCACCCGCACACUGCUGGCAGAUGGCCGUGCUCUCUGCCCGCUCCUGCCCAGCUCUUGGUAGUAGCGGGCACAUUCCAGCCUGGCGAAGGUAAAAAACCUGGAGAGCCGUCACGAUGCGUUAGGGGAGUUGAGAUGCUGGAAAGCAGCCAAGCUGAACAGCCUGGCUCAGCUGCAAUACUGUGCAAUUGAUUGAAUGCAGAAAACCAAGCAGCAGAGCAGCGGGCUUCUGUGUGUAUUGAAGGCAAUUGCGAAAACACAGCAGCUGCGCCUUGUCAAGCACAGUCAGCCACCUAUUGUGGGAGGGGUCCCCGCCCUCCCUUGGGAGGCAACUUCAAUAUAGCCAAAAGUUGUCAAUCACAUGCUGUUUCCCUCCCCAGUUGAGGCUGUCUGUCAAAGCUUAACACACUCCCCAGUUCUAGAAAGUUCUUCUGUUCUGUUAAUCCCAUUGGACCCUGUUAGAAUGCCAGUCCUCUCCUGUAUCCCGAUUGGUUCAUUACAUGUCACCCCAUCCCGUCUCCUCCCCUCUACCCUUUACCCAUUGGUUGGUUUGUGCCCUAGCCACUCCUAUCCCUCUGCCCUUAUAUUCUCGGUCCCGCCCGGGUGCUGGGCUCCCGAAGUCAGCUCUUCCUUCGGGAGGUUGCUGCUCCUGGCAAUAAACUUCUCGGAUCCUGCUGCUCGGGAGACGUCUCGUCUUUAUUUGGUGGAGCUUUCCGGGUUACAUCUACCCCUCCCUGCGGACCGGUCAGCCGAGGAUCACUCCCCGGACUGGCUGGGAACCCAGGGAACCCCCGGAGGACCUAAUUUUAUACAAUUGGCGCUGCGAACACGGUGAUCGCUGCCCCGGUUUCCGACGAGCGUCUCCUGCCGCGUGAGGAUCUGUGACCCUGCGCUGUGGGACUACAAGCGCCGUUCGCCGCCAAUCCCAGGAGUAGCUGUUCUUCUGUUUUAAGAAGACUCCUAUCUCCUGGAUCUGCUGACAAGUCGUGGACAUCUGAUCCUGCAGCUUCAAGGGAAGCCCCGGAUUCCACGACACCAGCAGAGCUCCACUACCCCGCCUCAGCCUUUUCUUUCGCCGCGUCGUAGUUGGACUUUGGUCCACCCAGAAUGGCAGUCGCAGCAGCCAGAACACCCUGCAGUGACCAGCUUCCUGCAGCAGCACUUUUCAUCAUCGUGUGGUUUCACCUGGCAGGAAGCUGGAUCAUACCACAGCCCAAAGAGAAUGUCUGGGUCACGCUGGCAAAGUCCAUCGGGCAGGAACAACUCUGCAUGGCCAUGGGAGGUGUAGGCAACCCGUUGUCUACAUGCCUGGUGGGAGUCCCCCUGUCGGAAAAUGAUUUUCCAUUCACAGUGAUGAAACCCAACCCGGCGGACUCCUUGGGGAGUUGGAUAAGGACACUACUGCAGGCACCACAGGAACCCCAGGAAUUGGACCUACUGGGGUCCACGAGGGCUCAUUUAUGCAUUAGAUUCUACACUAAGGCCCCUCAAGGAAAAAUAGAGUAUAACAUCAAAGAGGUUACACCAACUGAUAAAAGAUAUAUUAAUGAGUGGUGCAACUAUACUAGCCUGAUUCUGAUCAAGUCCUACCCGUACCCUAAGGAGCUCCCUCGGGGUGUGUUUUUGAUCUGUGGGGACAGGGUGUGGGCUGGGAUCCCCUCUAAGAUCAAAGGGGGUCCCUGUAGCCUUGGCAGGCUUACUACCCUAACCCCCAACAAAACACAAAUUAUGGAUUGGAAAAGGGGAAGUCAAUCGGCACGCCAAAAAAGAUCUUAUGGGGAAUUCGGCCCAAAUUGCGACUCGGAAAUUUAUGAUUGGGGCAAAGGAAAGAGGGUCGCUGCAUCCAUCUUUUUACCGUGGUAUGCGGCAGCAAAGGCCCUCGGUGAGAUUUCUCACCUGGGGUGUUGGAUGAGUAAGCAGGCCAACGCUACUUCUGCCGUCCUAUCAGAUCUCUUAGCGGAAGAAGAGACCACCAGGCAUGCCACCUUACAAAAUAGAGCAGCCAUCGACUUUCUGCUGCUCGCCCAUGGCCACAGUUGCGAGGACUUUGAGGGGAUGUGCUGCUUCAAUUUGUCAUCGAAGAGCACAUCCAUCCAAGCCAGCAUCCAGCGGAUCCAGGCGUUAGUGAAGGACUUAAAGACUGAAACUGGGGCUGUGGACGCUGUGAACAAGAUCUUUUCUCAAUGGGGUGUUCCUGGGUGGGCCAUUCCAAUUGUUAAGGGUUUAGUUUGGGUUUUAAUCAUAAUUUUCUUAAUUUCUGUUGCUUUAACUAUCUUUAAGAAAUUGUUAACUAGGACAAUGGGAAAUGUUUUUUUAAUAAACCAAAAAGGGGGAGUUGUGGGAGGGGUCCCCGCCCUCCCUUGGGAGGCAACUUCAAUAUAGCCAAAAGUUGUCAAUCACAUGCUGUUUCCCUCCCCAGUUGAGGCUGUCUGUCAAAGCUUAACACACUCCCCAGUUCUAGAAAGUUCUUCUGUUCUGUUAAUCCCAUUGGACCCUGUUAGAAUGCCAGUCCUCUCCUGUAUCCCGAUUGGUUCAUUACAUGUCACCCCAUCCCGUCUCCUCCCCUCUACCCUUUACCCAUUGGUUGGUUUGUGCCCUAGCCACUCCUAUCCCUCUGCCCUUAUAUUCUCGGUCCCGCCCGGGUGCUGGGCUCCCGAAGUCAGCUCUUCCUUCGGGAGGUUGCUGCUCCUGGCAAUAAACUUCUCGGAUCCUGCUG
This is a messenger RNA of Vidua chalybeata, 2841 nucleotides long. RefSeq lists its product as uncharacterized. Bases 1233 to 2507 code for a protein of 424 amino acids. The record is from RefSeq and is a predicted model, not a curated record. NCBI's taxonomy places the organism in Eukaryota, Metazoa, Chordata, Aves, Passeriformes, Viduidae. The transcript is spliced from 2 exons.